AAUGAAAUGAAGUGGUCAUUUCCUUCAUACAUACAUGUAGAUCUACAUUGGCAUUGUGCAGAUUGCAGACCACAAGUCGUCAUUUAGAAGUGGAUUUGAUUUGAAUGAGGAUCAUAAUUUGGAAAUGGAAUGCAAGCUGUUGAGCAAUGCUGAGGCCAGAAGAUAGAAACUAACCAUGGAUAGACGACGUUUAGAUCAAUUAUUUUUCAUCUACGAUCACUCUGUCGUACAGAGAGAAGCAGACGACCCAAAGGAUGCUAUAGCAUACUUCUAUCCUCAAAAUUUUCCAAUCGACACCCAAUGUUUGCUAUGCGGACAGCUGAUGGGAAUGGUCAACUUCAUGAAGAUCUUAUGUUCGUCUGAGCCUAGGAUCUACAAACUCAGAAAGAUGAAACUGGCGACGUUGCAUGAGGGUAAUUUCACUCUGGCCUUGGCACAUGACCCUAAAGUAUCAGAUACGGUUGCCAUAGGGAUGAUGAGAAAUCUUUAUGAUGUCUUCUGCAUGUAUCAUGGCUCUUUUACAAGACUUUUGAAGCAUUGCCGUGGCAACAGAGAAACAUUCUCUUCCCAGAUGUCAUCCAUAUGGAAUUGUUACUUGCCAUUCAUCCGUCACUAUGGCAACAGCAUGAAGACAAUCUUCCAUGCAGUGCCCACCAUAGAGCUACCAAAGAAGUGCGGCCAGAUCUUUCUCAAGUGUUCCCAUCUUUUGCAGUGGUUGAAACAGAAGCCAUGGUUACUAGCUGGUUGUCUUCUCUACAAAAAUAAGGUGCUGUGUUCACAGUUGACCUCUGACCUCAUGAGAAGGUUGCUUCUUGUCAAGGCUUCACAAAACCCUUUUCCAGGUGAAAAGAUCACAACAGAUUUCGACUUGCCUUUCGGUGUGCGAAUCUUAUCCAUCUACCUUCAUGAGGAAGAGUACAAACUGUUUGCUAAACAGGACAGUGCAAUUAACGUGGAGUCUGGAGAAGGCGAUGCUAUGUCAGAGGAAGCUUCGGCAAUGGUUGAAACGAGUCAAAGAAGAGAAGGGUCAACGUCAAGAGAAGGGCAUCCGCAGCAAGCAACACCACCACCACAUCUACCACAACUCAAGGAAGAUGGGAGUAAUAUGUGCAAUAUAGAGUCUUCUGAGAGUGAUGCUGGUCAGAGAACGAGUAGUUCUCCAGAAAGCAGUGAUGACAUAGGCCAAUUUACUGAGACCAGCGAUGCAGGUAUGGACUCUGAACGACAUCACGCUCACCAUGGUAAUGAGGGCGAUAAGAGUAAAGCUGUAGGAUCCUCAACAGAAGGGGAGAGUAGAACCAAGAGUCCAUUAAUUGCCUCAAGAUGCAGGGGGAACGGUGAUGUAAAGGAGAAUGGAAGGCAAGAACAUUUAUGCGGAGAUGCUAAGGUCACAGAUGUUACGCACGUAGAAGCCAAGGGGACAAUAGGUAUCAACGAAUAUGGAGAAGGUAGGGAAAACAAAGAGAAUAUAGAUAGGCAUAACAAAGUAAAUCAUGAACAUAGUAAACAAGGAGCCACCAGUAUUGCCUUUUACACCAAAGACAACAAGGUUAAUGGUAUUAUUAAUCAUCACGAAGACAUUAUUUGUAGAGAACAUCAUGUUAAGAACUUCAGUUCCCGCAACGGUGGUUCAUCUUCUAGUGUAAGUAAGGAUGUGGGGACAGAGAGUAUUGAUGGCUCUGGUAUCGGAACCAUUGCACCGUCACUCAACAUCGCUAGUUACAAUGAUCAAAGCUGCUCGAAGACUGCAGAGAAAGACCAUUCUGGUGCAGCAGGAACCUUUAGUAAUGCUGUCAUUUCAACAGCAGUAUCUGAACUGAGUGCAGGUGGUAUUGAUGGAGUUCUUCUGCCAAAGGUGGAAGUGAAUUAUGAUGGGGGAAAUCUUGAAGAUGAACCCUUUGAGAUCCAUAUCAACCCCCUGGACAGUGAGUCAUCUCCAGAACAUUCUGACUCUUCAGGCAAUGCAGUAAUGUCAAGACAGAGAUUAGAGCCAUUGGCAGAUGACAAUGGCAACAUUCUGCUCCAGGAUGAUACCGAGCGUUUAGAUCAGGUGGACGUUGGUGCGGAUGAAUCUAGACAGGCAGCUGGACUUGAGAAUGGUGCUGAUGGUAGGACGUUUAGGAACGUCCAGGAAUCUGUUACUCUUAGCCAAAACAACAGCCAUAGUAGGGAUUCUUUGAGUCAGGAGCCGACACCGGUAAUGCAGCAGUUGUCACGAAGAGCCAGUGGUGAACAACAGCCAUCCUUCAGACAUUCCUACACCGUUCAACAACAGGGAACUGAACCCAACCCUGCCAAACAUGAAGGAAACAUGGACUAUUCUUCAGUCCCAGAAUACAGUACUCCCAACGCUUCAAGGAAUCCAAGCAGAUCACAGCCCAGUGAUGCAUCUGCAGCUGCAUCGAGACAACAUGAUUGGACACAUCAUGGUACAGACUCAGCACUGCACACUGACAACUCUGAUCACACCAAGCAAUCCAACUCCCACGCUGCUCAAUCCACUAAUGACCAAGGACCAGGGUAUAGGAAUUCUCCGGUCCUAGACCAAGACAGUCAUGACCUCCAUAGAGAUACUGCAGCUUCUGACCAGCCUGAGGAUAGUCAGCAGUCCCCUACAGGAAUCCUUGUCAGAGCAGAUGGCACCAGGAGGAGGGGGUGGACUCGUUCAAGGUCAAGUCUGAGCGUCACUUCACCCACUCCAGGAAAGAAAGGAGUCUCUCAAGGAGGUUCAGAGGAAGAAACAACCAAGGUUGAGGGAAUGGUGAAUGUCUCCCUCUAUGUCCAAGCACAUUCCGACGUGAUGCUGAUCUUCUUGGGAGAGAAAGAUUGGAUCCAAGAUAAGAGUAGACUCCGCAGCAUGUGGCAGUCAUUUGUCAUCAAACUGGCAGAUCUGGAACUUGAACUUCAGCAAGUCCUGGGCGAUAAGGCGACAAAUCAGGAACAAGAUCAGCUUUACAACUUUCUCCAGUUCAGUCCUUAUGAGAAGUCAGUGAAAACUAAUACAACCAGUGUCAUGACAACGCAGAAUAGAGAGUUUGUGAAUGUUGUGGAUGCCAUGCAUGAAACGUUCCUCUCCAAAGAGCAUGUCAGCCAUCUUGUGAUGAGAGGUCAGCACAGCACAGUGAUAGGGAGUCAAAAUGACGCCUACCAGACUUACUUUCAGCCACUGAAGGCGCAAUCAAACACUACCACAUCGACAUCGUCAUUGCUGUCAUCAUCAUCAUCAUCAUCGCCUUCAUCUGCGUCGUCAUCUCCCGUAAUGCAGGCAGCAACUGCCAUGGCAACAAGACAGGGGAAGCUAGAGGUCCAAGCAGAGAAGAUGCUUUUAAAAGAUCAUGGCAUCAGGUUUAUUUAGCAUCUCGUCAUCAUUACCACCACCAUCAUCAUCAUCAUCAUCAACAUCAUCAUCAUCAUCGUCAUCAUCAUCAUCUUCCUACCCUGGAAUGCAUGCAAUGCCUGCCAUAGCAAUUGUUACAGAUUUUAUAUAACAAUUACUUUGUGGUAUUUGUGAUGUAAAUGAAUCAAAUUCAUGUAUUUUAUUGUAUGGGAAAUCUGAAUAAAUGCAGCUCGAUUUUAGUCAUAUGCAAUAGUGGUGUAUUGUUAAUUUAUUGGUAGAUAUUCAAGAGGAAUUGUAUGUAAUGAAGUUUGAUAUGAAUAAUUAUAUUGAAUUGUGUUUUUGAUAGACACAUGGCAGCAAUGCAAGAAAGACAGAUUUCAUGGAACCUUUUGAUGUUUAAGCACACAAAUAAUAUAUUCUCUAGUGCACUUGUGCCAAUGUAUUAUCUUGAACAUAUUCAAUACUUACAGCAUAGCUGUCUAUGUCUUGUUUCGUAUGCAAGUAUUGUGGAUAAGUAUGUGAAUGUAUCGUACUGAAUUCUAAAAAAAUAUGAAUGGAUCGUUUUGCAAUAUCCUCUCUUACCGAUUUACUGUUUUUCUAUUUCACGAUUGCCUGAUGCAUCAUGAAGUAAAGUUUUAUGCGAAAGAUAAACCAUCAAACUUUCCAACAACAAUUGUGGAUUUGCCAACAGAAAUUUUGAAAGGAAAGUUGAGAAAAAAAUAUCCUCUGGCAAUGCACUUUAAAAGAUGUAAAAUGACUUGGACCCACCCCCCCCCCCCCCCUCAUUGUUGCAAAAUUGGAGAAAAAACAAAGAAUGUUUGUAUGUGCCCUUGCCAAAUGAUGAAGUAUUUUAGUAUACACAAGAACAUGUGAUCACUUUAUUGAUCCUGUCAAUUUGUUAUGCAGAUAUAUAUCAGAAUUCGGAAACUCAUGGCAUAUAUUCUCCAGUACCUUAUUCAAAUUCAGCAUUAUGUUGAGGUAGAUGUACAUGUAUGCACGUUCUAUAAUCUAGUUACUAUGUAUUUCACCUUACUUUUGUUGACUACUUGACUUCAUAACAUUCUGAAGAAGAAAAAAUUGUAUGCAACAAGUAUAUUUGGUAACAAAGUGGAAAUCUGUUCUGAAAAAAAUAAUGUGAACUAAAACUGAUUUUGACAUGUUAUUACUGAUAAAAAAUAGAUGUGUGCUAUAUGAUGUUGAUAUUCAUAUAUUCAUUCUAAAAGCUUUCACAACUGAACAUUGCCAAAUGCAUUUAUACUUGUCUGUGGUAGUCAUAUACAUUUGCACAUAAACAUGAUGACCAUACAACUGUUUUUACCUAGUCUAAAUCUGUAUUUUGCCUGUUUUCAAAGUGGAAAAGUGGCAGGUAGUAUUAUCAUUUAAUGAAUAGAACAUAUCAAAAUUCCAUAGGUGCUGAAUUAGACAAAAUUGUAAUGUCUGGCAUUUAGUUUUCUUUAUUUCAGUGCAACAAUCGUUAAUACAAGAAAAUCACUAAAUCUAAGGGGAGAUAUUUUACUCUGUUAUCAUUUUUUUCUACAAAAUUUGGUACAUGCUAUGUGUCAGUUCAAAUGGUUUGUACACAAAAGGUGUUAACAAAACUGUUAAGAUUUUGCAACUAAAAAAUGUUUGAAAGCUGGUACAGAUAUCAAUAACAGGUGAACUUGUGUAGAAUUAGCACCCGAACAAAUCUUCCUCUUGUAUAUUGUAAUGCUAAUUUUUGCUAAAUAGGCAGGAAGGCGGACCUAGUUGUCAUAAAGGUCAACCAAUACAACCACAACCUGUAUCACACCAUAUUGUUUUCCUACCUUGAGCAGAAAAGACAUUCCAUGCAUGCAACUUACAAUGUACAAGCCUUGAAUGUAAUCAACCUGAGAAUGUAAUUAACAUGAGAAUGUAGAUUCCAUGUUUAUUUCAUACCAGAGAUGUUUUAAUGAACCUCAAUAGAACAUUCCAAAGCAACAGGUGUUGUGCAAUAUACUUGUAUCUCUUGGUUUUAAUAGUUCAAUGCAUCCUUGAGUCACCUUUACAAGUUUUUUUGUCUAUUUGAACAUAUCACAAACAUUUAGACUAUGUGUUAAAGGCAAGGGCGUAAAUCCUUACAUAAUACCUAUUGUUCAGGGGGGAUGAAUGAAUAGAUCACCCCCCCCCCUGAACAAUAGGUAUUACGUAAGGAUUUACGCCCAUAGUUAAAGGUAUAUGUAUAAUAACAGUCGCAAAUAUACUGUAUCUAUCUCAAAUGUAUAAUACAGUUGAUGACUUUUGUGAUUACUUUCUUUUAUCUUUUAAAACAAAAAUGGAGACUGCAAUGUAAAGGUAGUUGAAUAUAACUGACACGUAUACAUAGUAUCUCCUAACCUAGUUCAUAGCAUACCGGUAGUUGGUCCACCUUUUCAAUUUCUGUGUUCAUAUUUAAGUCUUUGAGUCUUUGAUAAUGGUUUUUAUAUUGUAACUGACACUGCCUUUCUCUUCCUUUUAACCCCAAUUUUGUGCAUAUUAUACCUGUAACGUAGAUGGCAUUUUGAAAUUAUAUUUUUAGAAUACUAACCGUGAUUAUCAUUUCGGACAAGGUUUUCCAAGUUUGUAUUCAGUCUAGUAAUUCCUAGAAUAAAAGGAAGUAGGAUCCCUGCCUAUUAUGUGACAUCUACAUAUAACAUAUUAUUUUUAAUCUUGUUUUUUAAAGAAAUUGCAGUUUUUGUCACUCCAUCCUGUACAUAAGUCACAAAAUGAAUUUUGUUGAUAUAUGAAAAUCUAUGCUUUGAUAUGUAUACUUUGAUAAUACUUAAACUAUGAAACCAAAAAAUAGCUAUUUUCAGACUUUCUGCCUUAUUUCAAUAUGUGCAUAGUUAAUGUGUUGUAAAAACUCGGCUGCUGCAAUAGCCAAAAGUGUACAUUGCAUGUAUAGUUCAUUUAGGAAAGUUUUAAUGUAAGUGCUUUGUGCAAUUUACUAUUUCCACCUCUGAAAUAUGCAGGUUACCAUUGUCCAAAAUUCAAGAAGGUGGACAUUAUUGUUGGUGUAAAAUCUUGUUUGAAUCAAUACAAAUUAAUAAAAAGAGCAACCUACCAGUA
Strongylocentrotus purpuratus (purple sea urchin) is the source of this 6403-nucleotide messenger RNA. RefSeq names its product serine-rich adhesin for platelets. Gene Ontology annotation, biological process: vesicle-mediated transport. The transcript has 13 exons. The coding region runs from base 176 to 3355 and encodes 1059 amino acids. The record is from RefSeq and is a predicted model, not a curated record. NCBI's taxonomy places the organism in Eukaryota, Metazoa, Echinodermata, Echinoidea, Camarodonta, Strongylocentrotidae.